This is a messenger RNA of Chlorocebus sabaeus (green monkey), 2299 nucleotides long. It is a transcript of the gene RNFT1, whose product is annotated as ring finger protein, transmembrane 1. Gene Ontology annotation, molecular function: ubiquitin protein ligase activity. Gene Ontology annotation, biological process: positive regulation of ERAD pathway. The record is from RefSeq and is a predicted model, not a curated record. Lineage: Eukaryota; Metazoa; Chordata; Mammalia; Primates; Cercopithecidae. Gene Ontology annotation, cellular component: endoplasmic reticulum.
GCGAAGCAGGGGCAGGGUGCGCGCGCGUGAGAACGUCCGGGGAGCGCGCGCGCCGCCGCCGACGCUGCCGGGCUGAGAGAAGAGUUUGCGGGGUUUGCGGUUGAUGGCUGCGACUGAAGGGCUGGAGGCGGCGUAUGCCGCUGUUCUUGCUGUCGCUCCCGACACCUCCGUCAGCUUCUCGUCAUGAGAGGAGACAGAGCCCUGAAGCAAAGACAUCUGGGUCAGAGAAAAAGUAUUUAAGGGCCAUGCAAGCCAAUCGUAGCCAACUGCACAGUCCUCCAGGAACUGGAAGCAGUGAGGAUGCUUCAACCCCUCAGUGUGUCCACACAAGAUUGACAGGAGAAGGGUCUUGUCUUCAUUCUGGAGAUGUUCAUAUCCAGAUAAACUCUAUACCUAAAGAAUGUGCAGAAAAUACAGGCUCCAGAAAUACAAGGUCAGGUGUCCAUAGCUGUGCCCAUGGAUGCGUACACAGUCGCUUACGGGGUCACUCCCACAGUGAAGCAAGGCUGCCUGAUGAUACUGCCGCAGAAUCUGGAGAUCAUGGUAGUAGCUCCUUCUCAGAAUUCCGCUAUCUCUUCAAGUGGUUGCAAAAAAGUCUUCCAUAUAUUUUGAUUCUGAGUGUCAAACUUGUUAUGCAGCAUAUAACAGGAAUUUCUCUUGGAAUUGGGCUGCUAACAACUUUUAUGUAUGCAAACAAAAGCAUUGUAAAUCAGGUUUUUCUAAGAGAAAGGUCCUCAAAGAUUCAGUGUGCUUGGUUACUGGUAUUCUUAGCAGGAUCUUCUGUUCUUUUAUAUUACACCUUUCAUUCUCAGUCACUUUAUUACAGCUUAAUUUUUUUAAAUCCUACUUUGGACCAUUUGAGCUUCUGGGAAGUACUUUGGAUUGUUGGAAUUACAGACUUCAUUCUGAAAUUCUUUUUCAUGGGCUUAAAAUGCCUUAUUUUAUUGGUGCCUUCUUUCAUCAUGCCUUUUAAAUCUAAGCUUUUGGAAUUUUUUGGGCAUCUGAGAACUUUCAGACAGGUUUUACGAAUAUUUUUUACACAACCAAGUUAUGGAGUGGCUGCCAGCAAGAGACAGUGUUCAGAUGUGGAUGAUAUUUGUUCAAUAUGUCAAGCUGAAUUUCAGAAGCCAGUUCUUCUCAUCUGUCAGCAUGUAUUUUGUGAAGAGUGCAUUACCUUAUGGUUUAACAGAGAGAAAACAUGUCCACUCUGCAGAACUGUGAUUUCAGACCAUAUAAACAAAUGGAAAGAUGGAGCCACUUCAUCACACCUUCAAAUAUAUUAAGUUGUAUUAACUAUUAAGGCCACAAAAUACUAAUGUCAUUUGGUCAUAACUUCUGAUAAGGCAUCAGAAUGAUUUUCAGGGCUGCAAGAAAAAUGUUUCCAGAUGGUUUUAGAAUGUAAGACUUAUGGUGCAAUUCACCAAAAGAUUAAAUGAAAGAACCCUAUUUUAAAAUAUAUAUAAUGUUUAACCUAAUGUGUAUGCAACAUUUAUUCUAUUCUAAUUAUUUGACAGGUAACUGCAGUGUUAAAUUGUAAAUGUGUUUUCUUAAUGUUACCCAAAACAGCAAUUUGAAAUUAGAACUAGUGGAUUUAGAGAACUCAGGUAUUCUUUCCUGAUAUUGUUUUCAGAAUAAAGAAUAUUUUUCAUAAUAUUUUAAGAUACAUACUAUCUAAAAGUAGAAUUUUGUUCAGCAUUGACUUUUAUAAUUCCCAUCCUAAAAAUUAAUAUUUUCAUAAAAUUUGUAUUUUUAAAUGAAAAUUCUAAAUGUUAUAUUUUAUCAGUAACAGAUUUUCUAAGUGAAGAUUAAUUUACUGAGGAUGAUACAUUUUAGUACUGUAUUAUUCUCUGUAGUAAGACUAGUAAUCAGUGAAAAUAAAUGGAUUCAUUUUGUCUGUGGACGUCAUAAAUUCUUCCUGCCAUCAGCUUUAAUGUUCAUGAUCAUGCUUUUUGUAUAGUACCAUGGAGUAUCUUGAAGUAACUAUUAAAAUAAUUCAUGUGGAUUACAAACAGCUGGCUUACUUCAUGAUUUGAAUAGUAUAAAAAACAUGGUGGCUCACACCUGUAAUCCCAACACUUUGGGAGGCAGAGGCAGGAGGACUGCUUGAGCCCAGGAGUUCAAGACCAGCCUGAGCAACAUCCCAUCUCUAUUUAAAAAAAAAAGAAAAAAGUUUCAAGGCAGAUGCCCUAAAAUCUUAGAAGAAUUGCCCUUAUAAUUAGUCUUCUCCAUAAAAGUUUUGGAAUUUUAUGCUUGCAUCACCAUCAAUUGGAAGAUUAAAGCUUGCACUGAGAGGUGGUCA